UACAGGCCCAGCCCAAUAAUCAAUCACACAACAAAGGAGGAACCCAUUCAUCGCUCUCUCCUCUCUGCUCCAUCUUCAUCUAAUCAUCUCUCUCCGUCGACAGCGUUGCUCUGUUCCCGACCACCGCUCACCACCGUCCCUGCUCAGUUUUCAGGUUUGGAUUGGCUAUGAUCGACUAGCAAAAAUUUGAAUCUCAAAUGACUAUUCUUUCUCUGUUGCCAACAAACUAUUCAGGAUUCCUUCAUCAAGGUACUCCUCUUCUGCAAUCGAAGUUUUCAGCGACAGUUGGUUAUCACAGAGAUGGUUCUCUUACACCACAAACGAUUUGUAGAACGAAGAUAAAACAAAAAUAUUCAAACCAUAUUAGCACCAAAUUUUUGACGUCUGCUUCAAGAAAUGACCAUUAUAAUAUAAGCUAUGAUGAUUCGCCUGAGGAGCCCUUUUUGCUAGCAUUGAUCAAAGAAUCCUUCUGGGGUUUAAAAUCUUUAUUUGCAUUUUUGAUUGAGCAACCUAGCCAGCUGAAUUACAUAGAGUGGCCAAGCUUUAGUAAUACGCUGAGGACUGCAACACUCACUCUUGUUAUUGUUGCAUUUCUUCUUGUUGCUUUAGCAUCUGUUGAUUCGGCUCUCAGCUUCCUUUUGAAUUUAGUUCUUCGGAAGAGCACGUAACUGUGCAGUACUGUUCAUGUUACCAUUACUAUGUAAGCAGUUUUCUUCUGAUGAUUGUAAUUUGUUUAGGUCCAUCCUUAUCAGCAUGUAACUAUCGACUCCUAUUGUAAACUCAAAAUGAAUAAGUUAUUCAAGUAGCUUUUAUCAAAGCCAUCACUAUAGGUGAAAAAUUGGCUGCAUUGAACGGAAUCUUGUUAACAGAAUUUCAUGGAUAGAAACUAGAUACAGGAUUUGAGGAUAACUAUAGGGAGACGGUUUGAAGCAAUUGGUUGCAUUGUAUGAAAUUUUGUAAAUAUAAACUUCAUGGAUAGAAACUGGAUACAUAAAUAUAUAUUUGAGGAUAAUGUAAUUGCAUGUGGUAGUCUUGUUAUCAAA
Molecule: messenger RNA, 1043 nt
Organism: Medicago truncatula (barrel medic)
Lineage: Eukaryota; Viridiplantae; Streptophyta; Magnoliopsida; Fabales; Fabaceae
Exons: 6
Coding region: 198-668 (156 amino acids)
Biological process (GO): protein targeting; intracellular protein transport
Cellular component (GO): membrane
Source: RefSeq, a predicted model, not a curated record